Molecule: messenger RNA, 1332 nt
Organism: Cuscuta campestris
Lineage: Eukaryota; Viridiplantae; Streptophyta; Magnoliopsida; Solanales; Convolvulaceae
Source: the annotation of a GenBank genome assembly
AGGAAGCGCGUGCCGCUCCGACUCCCCUCUCGUGCCAGCACGUGCAUCCCACAUGCUCGUCGCCACGUAGGCAAUACCCAAUAAUAAAGUCCCACGUGACACACUUUGUGAAUUCCCACCAUUAUCUUCCUAGAGAGAGAAAAUUAUGGACGCUUACGCUACGGCGGGAUGUUGCCGGCAAUCACCGUGCGCCGGAGUUGCGGGGACAUAUCCCCGGUCACCUAGCCAGCCGAAGAUUCCCUUGUCCGUGCGGUGCAACCCGGUGGUUUCGCUUUUCGCCGACGAGGGCCACUUGUGGUACUAUUCCGCCGGUGGAAGGAGGAUCAGAUGCGGGGUGAAAUCGGAGACUCUCCGGAGUGAUGUCAAGGUCAAAGACAAGGAGACGAGUAAAUUGAUGAAGAAGAGGUUGAAGUUGCUCAAGAAUCUGUCCAGGGACUUGUUCACGAUGACCCAGAUUGGAUUCGGGUUCGAUUGUGCAGACGGGUGCGAUCUGCCCGAUCGAGAACGAGAGAAGGCUAUUUCGGGAGCUGCAGAGGCAUUGCUGGCACAACUCCAAGAACUGAAAACGAAGGUCAAAGAUGAAAAGUGCCGGGAUUCGUCGAGCUCUUCUUCAUCAGAAUCGAGCGACAGCGAUUGCAAGGGAUCAAUCAAUAUGAACAGAACAAAGCAUAAACCUGGUCUGCUUCCAGAUUUGCAGCCGCUGUUCAAUCAAGAAUCCCUCUACUCCCUAUCAAAACCUGCGAUUGAUGAAGGCACGAUUUCAUUCAAGAAUCCAGAUUCACAGCCACUGUUCAAUCAAGAAUCUGUUUACUCUCUAUCAAAACCCGUGAUUGAUGAAAGCACAGGUCCAGAAUUGGGAAUUCAAGCCCGGAAAAUCGAGGUCUGCAUGGGUGGAAAGUGCAAGAAAUCUGGGGCUCAAGCUAUACUGGAAGAACUGCAGAGUGCAGUGGGCAUAGAAGGUGCUGUUUGUGGAAGCAAGUGCAUGGGGAAAUGUAAAGUCGGUCCUAAUGUGAGGCUUUCGAGUGCAACGGAUGAUCUGUGUAUCGGCGUAGGGGUGCAGGAUGUCAGUUUAAUCGCCUCUGGUUUCUUGCGCGGCAAGGGAAAGGAACUUGUUGCAUCUUGAUCUUCAGUAGGUUUCAUCUUGUAUCUGCAGAUUUAGUUGUUUAGUAUCAUAUUGUAUUUAUAUCAGGUUUUGCAUUUAUCUCUGAGUUUUGUGGAUAUGAUAAACAUCAAUCAUCAAUGUGCAGAUUUUCUUGUUGCUUUUCUUAUGUUUGGCAUCCAUGAGUUCUGUUCUUCUGUGACAACAAUAUGCAAGAAAUAUACUUGGUCCUC